This is a messenger RNA of Nicotiana attenuata, 737 nucleotides long. RefSeq lists its product as uncharacterized. Lineage: Eukaryota; Viridiplantae; Streptophyta; Magnoliopsida; Solanales; Solanaceae. The record is from RefSeq and is a predicted model, not a curated record.
AUGCCAAAGCAGGGCUCUUGGCUGCUUCAGAAGAUCUUCAAGGUAUCACUCUUCGCUUGGCAAGGCUAUCAGAGAGGUUCCAUGCAGUGGAGUGAAGAAUUAGCAUGGGUGGUGACUAAUGUUAAUGGCAAAUUGACAAUAACUGCUUUCAAUCCCCUUACUGCCAUUCUUACUCAAAACAAACUUGAGGGUCCAAAUUAUGUUGAUUGGAAACGAAAUUUGGAUAUUGUUCUAAUUGUUGAAGAGUACAAAUUUGUGCUCGAUGAGGUGUGUCCAGAAAAACCUGGAGAUGAUGCCACAAAUGAUGAACAAAAGGCUUACCAGAAAUGGAUUAAGGCUGAUGAGAUGGCGCGGUGUUACAUUUUGGCAUCCAUGUCGAAUGUUCUGCAACAUCAGCAUCAGUCGAUGGAGUCUGCUUAUGACAUUCUGGAAAAUCUCAAAGAAAUGUUCGGAGAUCAGAAUCGUGCGGCUAAGCAGACUGCCAUGAAAGCCCUUCUGAAUACCAAAAUGGUUGAAGGUUCAUCGGUCAGGGACCAUGUUCUGAAGAUGAUGAGUCUUCUGAAUGAACUGGAGGUCCUUGGAGCUAACAUUGAUAAGGACACGCAGGUUGAAAUGAUCCUGCAGACUUUGCCUGACAGUUUUCAGCAGUUUCGCCUGAAUUAUAACAUGAACAAAAUGGAUUUGUCCCUUGCGAAAUUGCUGAAUGAGCUGCAGUCGGCAGAGACUAUUAUCAAGUC